CGGCGGGGCGGCGCCUGCGCAGUGCGGGGGGCGGCGGGAGCGGCGCUGUGGUGGUGGUGGUGGUGGCGGCGGGGGGCGGAGGGCACCCAGCGCGGCCCGGCCCGGCCCGGCCCGGCCCGUCCCGUCCCGCUCCGCUCCGCGGGGCCUGCUCCGCUGCUCCGCUCCGCUCCUCCGCUCCGCUCCACCGCGCCGCAGCGGGCCGGGUCGUGCCGGUGCGGCUGGGCGGGGGGCAGCCGCGAGCGGCCCGCGGCGGGGGCCGGCGGCACCACCACCAUGUCCGGGCGCGGCCACAACAAGCUGCCGACCACCGAGCGCAUCGUCAAGGCUGUCCCGUUUCCCCCCACGCAGCGGCUCACCCUGAAGGAGGUGUUUGAGGAUGGGAAGCCCCGGCUCGACGUCCUCAAGAGCCACUUGGUGAAGGAAGGGCGCCUGGAGGAGGACGCCGCGCUCAAGAUCAUCAACGACGGCGCCGCCAUCCUCAGGCACGAGAAGACAAUGAUUGAGGUGGAGGCUCCCAUCACAGUGUGCGGUGACAUUCAUGGGCAGUUCUUUGACCUGAUGAAGCUGUUUGAAGUCGGAGGAUCACCCAAUAACACCCGCUACCUCUUCCUGGGGGACUACGUGGACAGAGGCUACUUCAGUAUAGAGUGCGUGCUGUAUUUAUGGAGUUUAAAGAUAAAUCACCCCAAAACGUUGUUCCUCCUUCGAGGGAACCAUGAGUGCAGGCACCUCACAGAAUACUUCACCUUUAAGCAGGAAUGUCGAAUCAAGUAUUCGGAGCGAGUGUAUGAUGCGUGUAUGGAUACAUUUGACUGUCUUCCUCUUGCUGCCCUCUUAAACCAGCAAUUUCUGUGUGUCCAUGGAGGACUGUCUCCAGAAAUCACAUGUCUAGAUGACAUUAGGAAAUUAGACAGGUUUAAGGAGCCUCCAGCCUUUGGUCCCAUGUGUGACCUGCUCUGGUCCGAUCCAUCAGAGGAUUACGGCAACGAGAAGACGCUGGAGCAUUUUGCCCACAACACUGUUCGAGGCUGCUCCUAUUUCUACAGUUACCCUGCGGUUUGUGAGUUCUUGCAGAACAAUAGUUUGUUAUCCGUUAUCCGAGCCCACGAAGCGCAGGAUGCCGGGUACCGAAUGUACAGGAAGAGCCAGACAACAGGCUUCCCAUCGUUAAUCACAAUCUUCUCUGCACCAAAUUACCUAGAUGUCUAUAACAACAAGGCUGCUGUACUGAAAUAUGAAAACAAUGUCAUGAACAUCAGGCAGUUCAACUGCUCCCCUCACCCCUACUGGCUUCCAAACUUCAUGGAUGUCUUCACAUGGUCUUUGCCUUUUGUAGGGGAAAAGGUCACAGAAAUGCUGGUUAACAUCCUCAACAUCUGCUCCGAUGACGAGCUGAUUUCAGACGGUGACGAGACAUUGGAAGGUGGGACAACGGUCCGUAAGGAGAUCAUCAGGAACAAGAUCAGAGCCAUUGGGAAGAUGGCACGUGUCUUCUCGGUUCUUCGGGAGGAGAGCGAGAGCGUGCUGACCCUCAAGGGCCUGACUCCCACAGGGACACUGCCCCUGGGGGUGCUCUCAGGGGGGAGGCAGACCCUCCAGACCGCCACAGUAGAAGCGGUAGAGGCACGGGAAGCCAUCCGGGGCUUCUCGCCGCAGCACAAGAUCCGCAGCUUCGAGGAGGCGCGCGGGCUGGACCGCAUCAACGAGCGCAUGCCGCCGCGCCGCGAGCACGCCGACGGGCCCGCCAGCCUCGGCGCCUCCACAAACUCUGCGGACAAGAACGGCGCGGGGAGGAAGGGGCAGUAGGGCCCGGGCCCGGCGCGCGAGGAGCCGAACCGCGAUGGAUUUUAUUUAUUUAUUAUUAUUCGGGGGGGGGGGAGGAAGCAGCUUCACCCGGAGGCACGUCCAUAGCCCCGUCUGCAUCCGUUCUGUCAGAAGGUGACCAUUUUGUAAGUUGUUUUCUUUUUUUAUUUAUGUUCAAUAUAUAAAACCGAGUCCAUCUUUCUCUGAAGUUAGAAGCCGAUCUAAGUGCUAGUGCAUACCUGGAGUGUUGUGCUGUGCAGCCGAGCUCCCCCGGAGGCAAACCUCUGCGCGGGGACGCCGAGCGACGAGAAGCAGUCCCAGGCAGCUUGGGUCGUUGACGUUGGUUCCGUUCGAAGGUCGCCUGUGCUCUCAGGAGCAGGUCCUUCCCUUGAAGACAAGGGUUGGUUUGGUUGUUCUGCUCUUUCCCAACUGUCUUUCUUCCCAGAGUUUGCUGUUGUUUUCUGCAGCUCCUUUGCCUCCCUGCGCCUGCUGCUUUAGCAACCGCCCCGGUGGCAGGCCCGUUGCGUGGUGCAACUGGCUGGGAUCCAUCCCUCUUCCAAGGUGACAUGCGAAUAUUCGGGAUUAGCUCUGAGGGACUCCAGGGCGUUACACCCAUCACAGCCCCUUUUCCUUCAGUCAUUCAGUUCUGUCCUGGCAGAGCCCCAGCAGGAAUGUGUAACCUCUUAGUAAGAACAGGAGGGGAUGUGGGAGAAGCGCUGCCCCUCGGUGCAGCUCCUUCCUGGAUUGAGGCUCUGCGAGCAGCCCGUCAGCUGGGGCUGCAGAAAUCCCUCUGGAAUCCCUCUGAUUCAGAGCACGGGAAUUAUCUCCCAUCCAGUGAUCGCUGGGGAAUCUGCAGGGCCUGAAUUUUAAAGGAAAAGGGGGUGAUUGAGAAUGUGGGGAUAGCAAGCCCCCCCCCCGUCCCACCAGCACGUACUGCAGAGCCCGCGGCACGUUCCCUUGUGCCCAGCUCUUCAGCCAGCCCUUGUUGAUCAGGACUUGUGGUGGGUUACAGGGGGGGUCUCGGCUAAGCCAGCACCCCCUCCCUGGUGUCCCACAGGGGGUUUGGGGAGGUCUUUCACCUCCUGUUGGCAACUUGAGCUUAUCCUGCUGCUGGUUACUGUGUUAAAUCCAAAGGAGCCACGGGCACAUGGGCUUUUCCUGGCAGUGGAGGGGGUUUUCCAGCUUGAGAUGAAGCUCGAAGGGAAGGAUGGGUGAUGGUGCUGCUUGUUUCGGUAGAGAUGUGGCUUGGCUGGUGGCGAGGCGGCUUUGCUGCAGAGCCCCUGGGCUUGGAAGCACAUCCCUCCCUGGGCUGCAGGGGAGGGAGCGUGGUUUAGGGUAGGUUGGCAGGUAGAAAACCGAGUGGAUCUGGAUCUAGGAGGAGUUCCGGAAGGGUGUUGGUGCAGAGCUGGAGAAGGGAGGUUUUCUGUGCAGUGUUAAGGGUUUGAAGCUUGGAUCUGUUAAGCAAAGCCUCGUUCUUUCACAUUAAACUGACCUGAGGUGAGCGUUGAAAAGGGAUUUUGUGGAUUCCUGUUCGGUCGCUUCCCUUCCCCGCGUGUCAGGGGACUCGUCCUGACAGAGCCAGAGCAGCAGCUUUUGGAAGCAAAUCCCUUCCAGCUUUCGCUUCUCCCCCACCUCCCCUGUCUCUUGCGCUUCCCCCCAGCGGGGCAGCAGGCUCAGCCUCUAACAAGGGCCAUCUGCCAACCCCUUCCUGGAUCUCGCUGUCUUCCCUUUGUGCUGCAGCCCUAAGCUGCGGUUCCAGCCGUGGAGGAGAACAGCAACUCUGCAGGAAGCUUUCAAACCCUUUGGAUCACGGCGUCCCCGGGCUCUGGUGCCAGGCGGGCGGGAGCCCGUGGCGCUGGGCUCGCGCAGGCGGGAGUCACCUCCCUGCGCUUCUCCUUCGCUUGUCCCCUUCCUCACAUGCCCCCAGCUUUGAAGCAGGGCGAGGUGUUAGAGCCAGCUUCUGUGCCCCCCCGCGGCCGUUCUGUCUGUGCGUGUUUCUGUGGCGUUGUUGAGCAGCAAGUUUGAACCGCGCUGAGCUCACCCCAGAGCUCGAUCCCUGCGGAGGUGCUGCCCGUGCGUGCUCCGGGCACGUCGUGCUGCGCCGGGCUGGGCUCUCACCCAGGCACGGCUCUGGUGGGGAGCUCUGGGAUGGGGUGCUCCUACCCACAGAGUGGGGGGGUCACCAGGGCCUGUCCCCUUGCGGAGGGGGAUUUGCUUUGCUCACACUUUCUCCCCCAAACCCUUCUUCUCGUGCUCUGGCAUCACCCGCUCCCCCUCCAAACCCCAUUUGUGCUUCGUGCUUUGCUGCAGUUGCAGUGCACAGGGGGGCUGUCGGUGGUGUGACCCCCAUCCCUGCGGCUGGGGGGGCUGUAGCUUCACCCCAUUCCAGCCCCGGGGGGGCUGGUGCUGUCAGGGAAGGUGGUUACAGCUGGAUACGGGCUGGGAGCCAUAGAGCAGCCAGGCUGCAUGGAUGCCAUGCUGCCAGGUGAAGCACAGGCUCCCCGUCCUGCUCCCCCCUUCCGUGGCAGGGGUUCUGGGGGCUUGAGGAGCAGCACUGGGGGCUCAUGGGCACUAAUUGCCCCCUGGAUUGAUUAACUCAUCCCUUCAACCCUCUCCAUGCUGGCAGCAGGACCUGAGAAGCCCCAUCCCCUCCUCACCGCUUCAGGUGAUGGAGACCUCGUCUCCCUCAUCAUCCCCACCACGGCAAACCCCCCCAAACCCCCCGAUUUCCCCCUUUCCCCCUCCUGCCCCCCCCAGCACCAGCACUCGGAGCUCCCCACGUCUCAACCCCCCAUCUCGGAGCUCCCCUCCCUCUGUCCCUCCCUGGCUGCCCCCCGGAGCUGGGCAGCAGGAGCUGGGGAGCAGCAGGGCCCGUGGGGAGGCAGCCCCGGCCCCCCCGGCCCCCCCGCCCCGCAGCCUGCGUUUGGUUUUGGGUUUUGUUUUUGCAUGUUCUAGCGAGGUGCAUGUCCAAGGAGGGAGUCGGCGAUGGGUCGGGUGGUGGGCGAGAACCGGGGGGGCUGGGGGGGUUCUCCUGUUUGUUGGGGGGGUUUGGAGCCCCUCGGGGGCAGGGGAUGCCCUGAGGCCUGUGCCAGGCCCGGAGCCCCCCCAGGCCCCGGAUGGUGAUGGGUGGCGGGGGGGGGUUGGGCGCCCGUUGCCUCCUUUUCUUUCAGUUGUUUUAUAAAUUCCUUUUAUUUUAUUUUAAUUUCUUUUUUUCGGUUUUUUUUUAGUUCUGUUUAAAAGAGGAGAAACAAAAACCGUGCAAAUGUUAUUUAUUGGCAGAAAUUAUUUAAUAUAAUUCCCUUUUCUUGUGACCAAGGAAUGACUUUGUGGGAAGUGUCUUGGUGUCAAGUGGGGUCGUCCUUGAGGAGAAAACCAGGAGAAAAAGGAGAAAAAAAGUUAAAAAUUGACCCAGUC
Messenger RNA from Strigops habroptila (Kakapo), 5217 nucleotides. It is a transcript of the gene PPP3CC, whose product is annotated as protein phosphatase 3 catalytic subunit gamma. Gene Ontology annotation, biological process: calcineurin-mediated signaling. The record is from RefSeq and is a predicted model, not a curated record. The transcript is spliced from 14 exons. The coding region runs from base 274 to 1806 and encodes 510 amino acids. Gene Ontology annotation, molecular function: calmodulin-dependent protein phosphatase activity; calmodulin binding. NCBI's taxonomy places the organism in Eukaryota, Metazoa, Chordata, Aves, Psittaciformes, Psittacidae. Gene Ontology annotation, cellular component: calcineurin complex; cytoplasm.